AUGCGCGAGGAACUUUUAAAAUUAGCUGAUAUAACGGAAAGAACAAGAGGUACAGAUGUUUGUGAUAUUGUCGUCAAUGAAUUAAAAAAGCUUAACAUCAAUUUAAAAAAAAUUAUCUCUGUCACGACAGAUGGAGCACCCAAUAUGACUGGAGCACAAAUAGGUUUUGUUAAGUUAUUUGAAAAGCAUGUUGAACAUCCAAUAAUUGGAUUUCACUGCAUUAUACAUCAGAAAAUGUUGUGUUCCAAAAUUGGUACUAAUUUAUUUGAUAUGCAAGAUUUUGACAAUAACCUUCUUAAUUGGAUGGAAUUAGAAAAUUUAGAAAUUUAG
Messenger RNA from Daktulosphaira vitifoliae (grape phylloxera), 330 nucleotides. RefSeq lists its product as uncharacterized. The transcript is spliced from 2 exons. The record is from RefSeq and is a predicted model, not a curated record. Lineage: Eukaryota; Metazoa; Arthropoda; Insecta; Hemiptera; Phylloxeridae. The coding region runs from base 1 to 330 and encodes 109 amino acids.